Molecule: messenger RNA, 2495 nt
Organism: Danio rerio (zebrafish)
Lineage: Eukaryota; Metazoa; Chordata; Actinopteri; Cypriniformes; Danionidae
Source: RefSeq, a predicted model, not a curated record
GUGCGUGAUGUGAUGAUGACGUCACAGCGAAGAUGGCGGACUCGUUGGCUGUCGGGACGUCAGACGAAAAAGAUCCCGAAAAUGAGGAUCACAAAGGGGUGAAAUGCUCGUGGGCUCCAGAACGGAUGUCGGAAAAAACGAACAUCUUGACCACCAUGACGGAAACUCUAGGAUGUUACGAGAAUCCCGCGGUUAAAGAGGAGCAGAUGGAGCACUCAGAUGUGGAUGAGCCGGAGGAUCCGUCUCUGUUAAGGUUCAUGUGUGCAGAACUGACCAGAGGAUACUUUCUGGAGCACAACGAGGCCAAAUACACAGAGCGCAGGGAGAGGGUUUACACAUGCAUGAGGAUCCCCAGAGAGCUGGAGAGGUUGAUGAUCUUCGGGAUCUGCCUGUGUCUGGAUGCUUUUCUGUAUGUGUUCACCCUGCUGCCGCUCAGGACUCUGCUGGCUUUCCUCAGGUUGCUGACCAUACCCUGCUGCGGCCUCGGCGCUAAUGUUUGUCCUUAUUGCAGACGGAGCAGUGGCUCUCGGUUCCUGCAGCCGGCUCAGGUGUGUGACCUGCUCAAAGGUUUAAUCAUGGUCCUCUGUUACUCCAUGAUGCACUAUGUGGACUACGCCAUGAUGUACCAUCUGAUCCGAGGCCAGUCAGUCAUCAAACUCUACAUCAUCUACAACAUGCUGGAGGUUGCAGAUCGACUGUUCUCAUCUUUUGGACAAGACAUUCUGGACGCUCUCUACUGGACAGCCACUGAACCAAAAUCACGGAAAAGAGCCCACAUUGGAGUCAUUCCCCAUUUCUUUAUGGCCGUCUUCUAUGUCUUUCUGCAUUCCAUCCUCAUCAUGGUCCAGGCCUCGACUUUAAAUGUGGCCUUCAACUCGCAUAACAAAUCACUGCUCACCAUUAUGAUGUCCAACAAUUUUGUGGAAAUCAAGGGAAGUGUGUUUAAGAAGUUUGAGAAGAACAACCUUUUUCAGAUGUCUAACAGCGAUAUAAAGGAACGGUUCACGAAUUACGUAUUGCUCCUCAUCGUUUGCCUGAGGAACAUGGAGCAGUUUUCGUGGAACUCAGAUCAUCUCUGGGUGCUGCUGCCUGACGUCUUUAUGGUGAUCAUGUCUGAGGUUGCGGUUGACAUCGUCAAGCACGCCUUCAUCACUAAAUUCAAUGACAUCACUGCUGAUGUCUACAGUGAAUAUAAAGCCAGCUUGGCCUUUGAACUUGUGAGCAGUCGACAACAAAAUGCCUACACAGAUUACAGUGACUCAGUGGCGAGAAGAAUGGGCUUCAUUCCUCUGCCUCUUGCUGUACUGCUGAUUCGAGUGGUGAUGAGCUCAGUGAAGAUCCAGGGCGCUCUCUCUUCUGUCUGUCUGCUCCUCUUUUAUCUCGGGUUAAUAACACUGAAAGUGUUGAAUAGUAUCAUUAUUCUGGGAAAGUCCUGUCGCUAUGUAAAAGAAGCUAAAAUGGAGGGUAAGCUGUUUGAAAGACCAAACCCUCAGACCCCAAAACAGACUCCCAAGAAAACCAACCCAGCCAGAUCUCCUCCACCAGCAGCUGAACCCAAAAUGCAUCGACCCACCGCCUCCAUCACAAAGCAGCCAACCCCUCGAGCAAAGCUGUUUCCUUCAGCUCCGACCCCUGAACCCAAGGAGACUGUCGAUCCUCCUCCAGAUCCCCCUCCUCCUAAUCCAGAAGAGAUCAUCAGCGCUGACGCUCAGCAAUCUACUGAACUUAAACACAGGACCAGCAAAAAAGAUCUGCUGGAGAUCGACCGCUUCACAAUAUGUGGAAACCGGAUCGGGUGAACUUUAACCUCAUCACCCCCACAGCCAAUGCUCAGGAACGAAAGUCUACAAUGCUUAACCGUGAGAGGCUUUCCAGUGAGUUCAUCAGAGUUCGCUUCUGUUCAUCUCUGACUGGAAAAUAAUGUUUCCACGAACAUUUCAAAGCAAGAGUCUGUUCACUCUUGGUAGUCUGGCAUCAUGCGGUGUAGAGUCUAGUAAAUAUUGCCGUAGGAUGUGAUUGUCUCGGUUUUAUCAGAGACUAUUUAAAUGAGGCAUGAACAUCUUACAAACUAGUCUCUGCCCACUCAGAAUAUGAGCGUGCUGCAAAAAAUGCUUUUCUUUCUUGGAGGUUUUGUCUUGUUUCUAGUCUAGAUAUCUACAAAUUCCUAAAUCAAGAAGCUUUUUUUAGGUGAGCAAAAUAUGUUGUCGUUUUCAGAAAUAAGAAUUUAAAUCUAAGCGAGUUUUUCCUUAAAACAAGCUAAAUAAUCUGCCAAUGGGGUAAGCGAAAUAAUCUUUUCUCUUUGAAAUAAGAUUGUUUUUUAUUUACCUCAUUGGCAGAUUAUUUAUCUGGUUUUAAGAAAACUCUCCCCUAAUAUUUACUUAUUAUUUCUAAAAACAAGACAAUACUUUUUACUUGUCUAGAAAUAGCUUUUAUUCAUCAAACAACAGUUGUUUGACCUGUAGCCAAUCAAAAUAAAUAAAUAAAAUUAUGUAAAA